Molecule: messenger RNA, 1239 nt
Organism: Prorocentrum cordatum
Lineage: Eukaryota; Dinophyceae; Prorocentrales; Prorocentraceae
Source: the annotation of a GenBank genome assembly
AUGGCGCCCGCCCUGAACGCAGGGGGCUACUCGAGCGAGGCGCUCAGCUUCGCCCUGGCGCUGGAGAAGGAGCCACAGCGGACUCCGCCGCACAGUAGGGUCUACAACAGCGGUGACGAGUACUCCACUGCCGCCCCCGGCCGCUUCGGCAUCCGGCAGUUCGCGGAGCAGGACCUCAUCGGCGCCGGCAGGAAGAAGGAGUGGGACGUGGUGGUGUGCCACGCCACGCCAGACGUGUGGCACGCCGAUGGCGGCGUCGGGCCGAGUCUGCACAUGAGCGAUGGCCCCGCCGUGGCUUUCGUCCUGAUAGAUGCGGGUCGGUGCGACCUCCCUGCGCUGGUCGCCGACCUGCCCUGCACGCGAGCCGUGCAGGAGCGCGAUCAGGAGCUUGCGGCGCACUCUUGGGGCUACUGGCCAUGCGGUGGCAAACCGAUGGCCUGCGGCCCCGCUCAGGUGCCACGGAUCAACGCGAUGGACGAGGUCUGGGUCCCGUCGGCCUGGGCGUUGGAGCAGUUCGCCUCGAGCGGCAUCGACAAGGAUAAGAUCGUCGUCAUGCCAGAGGCCGUCGACACCGAGCUGUUCGAUCCCUCGCGGCACUCCCCACUCGAGCAGGGGGAUGACGGUUGGGACCUCCUGCUGCGCGCGUAUUUCGAGGAGUUCUCGGCCGAGGACCCCGUGGUGCUGCGCGUGAAGACGCAGGCGUUCCACACCGACGGCGACUUCGAGGCCAAGGUGCAGAGCUUCGUGGCGACGCUGGACGCGGCCCGAAGGCCGCUGGCGCGCCACACGCUGAUCUCGGAGGACCUGCCCCUGCGGGACAUGCCCAGGCUCUACCGCGGCGCGGACGCGGUCGUGCUGCCCACCCGCGGAGAGGGCUGGGGGCGCCCCCACGUGGAGGCCAUGGCCAUGGCCCUCCCCGUCAUCGCCACCAACUGGAGCGGCCCCACCGCGUUCCUGUCCGACGCCUACUCCCUGCCCCUGCGCAUCGACGGCCUCGUGGACGUGGAGGAGGGCCAGGGCCCGGCCGGCCACCGCUGGGCGCAGCCCUCCGUGGCGCACCUGCGCGGGCUGAUGCGCUGGGCUGCCGAGCACCGCGCGGAGGCGGCGGCGCUCGGCGCCCGGGCGCGGGAGGCCAUGCGGGAGCGCUUCAGCCCCGGAGCCGUCGCGCGGGGGCACCUGCUGCCGCGGCUGCGGCGGCUGCGCGGGCUGCUUGCGGAGGAGGGCCGCAGCGAGCUCUGA